Molecule: messenger RNA, 1064 nt
Organism: Andrographis paniculata
Lineage: Eukaryota; Viridiplantae; Streptophyta; Magnoliopsida; Lamiales; Acanthaceae
Product: 50S ribosomal protein L15, chloroplastic
Exons: 4
Coding region: 21-827 (268 amino acids)
Biological process (GO): translation
Cellular component (GO): ribosome; cytosolic large ribosomal subunit
Molecular function (GO): structural constituent of ribosome
Source: RefSeq, a predicted model, not a curated record
GGAGCUCAUCCUCUACUCCCAUGGCUUCUUCUUAUCUGAAUUCCCUGUCCGCCACACCUCCUUCCGUCGCCACGCCUAUACUUCACCUACCUUCGCAUUUCAAGGGCAACGCGAGAUCUUUGAAUGCAUACACAUGCGGAUUUCCAUCCAUAAAAAUCUGCCUACACAAGUUCCAUCGGAAACCGCCACUUGUGGUUCUAAACGCGGCGGAUUCCGGCGUCCUCGAGUCCACCUCCGGCGGCCAGAAUGUGCGGUUCCGCCUCGAUAACCUAGGGCCGCAGCCUGGUUCGAGGAAGAAAGCGAAGAGAAAGGGGAGAGGACAUUCGGCUGGGCAAGGAGGCAGCUGUGGAUUUGGAAUGAGAGGUCAGAAAUCGAGGUCAGGACCUGGAGUGAGAAAAGGAUUCGAAGGUGGACAAAUGCCGCUUUACCGGCGGAUUCCGAAAUUGAGAGGCAUCGCCGGAGGGAUGUCUGCCGGGCUACCAAAGUAUGUUCCUGUCAACCUAAAAGAUAUUGCCGAUGCGGGAUUUCAAGAAGGAGAAGAGGUCUCGCUAGAGUCCUUGAAGAGUAAAGGUUUAAUCAAUCCAACUGGAAGGGAUAGGCGACUUCCACUUAAGAUCCUCGGCGACGGAGAAUUGAGCGUCAAGCUCAACUUCAAAGCCCGAGCUUUUUCAGCGUCGGCAAAAGAGAAGCUUGAGGCUGCAGGUUGUUCAUUAACUCUUAUUCCCGGGCGAAAGAAAUGGGUGAAGCCGUCUGUCGCCAAGAACAUCGCCCGGGCCGAGGAAUACUUCGCCAAGAAAAGAGCCACCGAAUCUACCCCGGCCUCGUGAGCCUCCUCGGAUACUACGACACACCGGUCGGCCCGCGACGACGUCGAGAUCUCUAAGGUAUUGAAACAAUCAAUUUGGGGCCUAUGUUCUUCCUUAGCAUUUGAUUUUAAUGUUUAUGCAUUAUUGUUGUUGUUGUUGUUAUUGCAAAGUUGGAAGUGGUCCAAAUGUUGGUGGGCAUUGUUGGCAAAAUUGCAACCUUUCUUUCAGCAAUGUUAAUUUAAAAGGUCGUGUUCAUAA